Molecule: messenger RNA, 1804 nt
Organism: Eucalyptus grandis
Lineage: Eukaryota; Viridiplantae; Streptophyta; Magnoliopsida; Myrtales; Myrtaceae
Product: protein ELC-like
Biological process (GO): endosome to lysosome transport; protein modification process; protein transport
Cellular component (GO): ESCRT I complex
Molecular function (GO): ubiquitin binding
Source: RefSeq, a predicted model, not a curated record
AUGGCAUGUGACACGCACGUGAUAUCCGUGAUUGCGAAUGUUGUUGAGGUCUUUACGACCAUGGAGGAGAGAAGUAGAGUUCGAGUGUGGACAACCAUGGUCGCGGCUCCGGCAAAGGUCGCAAAGGUCGAUGGAAAGUCGAAGAUCAAAAGAAAUUUCCUCGGUGGGCUCGUCCACACCUCUGUAAAAUCGUCUCCACCGUCGUCCCCCCACCCACGCGCAAUCGCAUACGCUCUCUCUCUCUCUCUCUCUCUACUUCUCCUCUCCGAUCAAGCAACCGCCGCCGCCGCCGCCGCCGCCGUCCCUCCGCCUCCCCCCUUCCGCGCGAUCCCGAUCGAUCGAUCGGAAAGCCAUGGUGCACCGGGCCCGUCGCCGCCGCCGAACCCGCAGCUGACGCAGCAGUUCCUCAGCUCCGUCCUCUCGCAGCGCGGCCCCUCGGCGCUGCCGUACGCGGAGGACACCAAGUGGCUGAUCCGGCAGCACCUCCUGGCCCUCGUCACCGCCUACCCGUCCCUGGACCCCAAGACCGCGUCCUUCACCCACAACGACGGCCGCACCGUCAACCUCCUCCAGGCCGACGGCACCGUCCCCAUGCCCUUCCAGGGCGUGACCUACAACAUCCCCGUCGUCGUCUGGCUCAUGGAGUCCUACCGCCACCCGCCCUGCGUCUACGUCAACCCCACCCGCGACAUGGUCAUCAAGCGCCCCCACCCCCACGUCAACCCCUCCGGUCUCGUCUCCGUCCCUUACCUCCACAAUUGGGUCUACCCCAGCUCCAACCUCGUCGACCUCGUCCGCAAUUUGAGCCUCGUCUUCGCCCGCGAGCCCCCGCUCUACUCCCACCGCCGCCCCGCCUCGCCCGCCCCACCUAGCCCCAGCCCUAGCCCCGGCCCCAGCCCCGGGCAAGGGUUCGGCCUCACGCCGAGCCUCGGCUCGGGAAUUACGCGCCGGCCCGCGAUCCCGCCCCGCUCUUACCCGGCUUCGCCCUAUGGGGCUGUCCCCGCGGGCGGGGCGUCGCAGCGGAUCCAGACGGAGGAUCCGAGCGAGGUUUAUAAGAGGAACGCGGUGAAUAAGCUCAUCGAGACGGUGCACGGGGACAUGGCCGCCCUGAGGAAGGCGCGGGAGGGAGAGAUGGAGGGGCUGUUCAAUGGGCAGGCGGUUCUGAGGCAGAGGGAGGAGGUAUUGAACCGGGGAGUGAAAGAGAUGCAGGACGAGAAGGAGGCCUUGGAGCAGCAGCUGCAGAUGGUGGUGUUGAACAGUGGUGUGCUCGAGGGGUGGCUGAGGGAGAAUGCAGGCAAGAAGCCGGGGAGUUUGGAGGCCGAGGACGCGUUCGAGUGCACCGACGCGCUCUCCAAGCAGAUGCUCGAGUGCACAGCUGCAGACUUGGCGAUAGAAGAUGUGAUUUACUCGAUGGAUAAGGCGGCACAGGAAGGGGCUAUCCCGUUCGAUCAGUACUUGAGGAGUGUGAGGCUGUUGUCCCGCGAGCAGUUUUUCCACAGGGCGACGGGGAUUAAGGUCCGAGCGGUGCAGAUGCAAGCUCAGGUUGCGAGCAUGGCUGCCAGGGCACCGCAUUAUGUGACCUGAAAAGGGUAUUUUUUGGUAACCUCGUAUAUGGCUCAAGAAUUUUGUUUUUUGAAAUAAUUAUAUGUACUAGAUGGGUGAUUACAUCAAUAAUUUGCUGUGAAUUAUCAUUAGAUAGUUGAUUGGUACUCUCAGAUCGAUGUAUUUAUUGCAUUGCACAAGCGAUCUGAUAAUAUAUAUACAUUAUGGUUUCUGCAAUUUAUUCUGGUUAUUAGACUUUUUA